AUUUUUAGCUUCUGAGAUACCUGAGACACUGGCAGCGGAUAUAGCAUGCUCUCCUUCCGGCCAGCCUCCUUUCGGUCCGCAGCUGCCUCCACGCGAACAUGACGCUCGCGAAGGACCUCCUGCACUCCUCGCCCAAGGAGGAGAAGCGGAAGCACAAGAAGAAGCGCCUGGUGCAGAGCCCCAACUCCUACUUUAUGGACAUCAAGUGCCCGGAUUGCUACAAAAUCACCACGGUUUUUAGUCACGCCCAGACAAUUGUGUUGUGUGUUGGUUGCUCGACUGUGCUGUGCCAGACCACUGGUGGAAAGGCAAGGUUGACAGAAGGGUGCUCUUUCCGGCAAAAACAACAUUAAACAGUGGACACUUGGCACAGGAUGAUGGGUGGGACUAUGCGAACAGUGGCCAGUUGCAACCCUGACCUUCUCUGGAGCACCGAUGGAAGUAUAUUAUGCAAUGAAGUUGGGGGACGUGUAGAGUUAUUUU
Crotalus tigris (Tiger rattlesnake) is the source of this 483-nucleotide messenger RNA. Its product is annotated as 40S ribosomal protein S27-like. The record is from RefSeq and is a predicted model, not a curated record. The coding region runs from base 99 to 353 and encodes 84 amino acids. Gene Ontology annotation, molecular function: RNA binding; structural constituent of ribosome. NCBI's taxonomy places the organism in Eukaryota, Metazoa, Chordata, Lepidosauria, Squamata, Viperidae. Gene Ontology annotation, cellular component: cytosolic small ribosomal subunit; ribosome. Gene Ontology annotation, biological process: translation; ribosomal small subunit assembly. The transcript has a single exon.